GUAGUUAGAGCCAGCCAAGUGCGGACGGCGAUGAGAGCCAAAGUUGAGCUGGGUUCGGCGCCGGGGGCCUGAGGCGGCUCGGCGCGGGGCGGGUCCGGGUCACUCCAAGCCCCCAACUCGCGCCUGCGGGCUCCCCGGCGCUCGCCCCGCCCGCGCCCCCUGCCCGCGCGGCCCGGCGCCCGCGCCUCGAGAGCCGGGGUCCCCGUCACUUCGGCCCGGCCCCGGGCCCCGCCGAUGCCGGCCAUGGUGGAGAAGGGCCCCGAGGUCUCCGGGAAGCGGCGGGGGAGGAACACCGCGGCCGCCGCCGCCUCGGCCGGCGCUUCGGUCGCCGCCUCGGCCGCCGCCGCCGCCGCCUCGGCCGCCGCCGCCUCGGCCGCCGCCGCCGCCUCGACCGCCGCCCCCAAUAAUGGCCAGAAUAAAAGUUUGGCGGCGGCCGCGGCGCCCAAUGGCAAUAGCGGCAGCAACUCCUGGGAGGAGGGCAGCUCGGGCUCGUCCAGCGACGAGGAGCACGGUGGCGGCGGCAUGCGGGUGGGACCCCAGUACCAGGCGGCCGUGCCCGACUUCGACCCCGCCAAACUGGCAAGGCGAAGUCAAGAACGAGACAAUCUUGGCAUGUUGGUCUGGUCACCUAAUCAGAAUCUAUCAGAGGCAAAACUGGACGAGUACAUCGCCAUCGCCAAAGAGAAGCACGGGUACAACAUGGAGCAGGCUCUUGGGAUGCUCUUUUGGCAUAAGCAUAAUAUUGAAAAAUCAUUGGCUGAUUUGCCCAACUUUACACCCUUCCCAGAUGAGUGGACUGUGGAAGAUAAAGUGUUAUUUGAACAAGCCUUUAGUUUUCAUGGGAAAACUUUUCACAGAAUCCAACAAAUGCUUCCUGAUAAGUCUAUAGCAAGUUUGGUGAAAUUUUACUACUCAUGGAAGAAGACAAGAACUAAAACCAGUGUGAUGGAUCGUCACGCCCGGAAACAAAAGCGGGAGCGGGAAGAGAGUGAGGAUGAACUGGAAGACACAAAUGGAAGUAACCCCAUUGACAUUGAGAUUGAUCAGAACAAGGAAAGCAAAAAGGAGGUGCCACCUACUGAGACAGUUCCUCAGGUCAAAAAAGAAAAGCAUAGCACACAGGCCAAAAACAGAGCAAAAAGGAAACCUCCACGAGGAAUGUUUCUUUCCCAAGAAGAUGUGGAAGCCGUUUCUGCCAAUGCCACGGCAGCUACCACGGUGCUCAGACAGCUGGACAUGGAGCUGAUCUCCAUCAAACGACAGAUUCAGAAUAUUAAACAGACGAAUAGUGCUCUCAAAGAAAAACUUGAUGGUGGAAUAGAACCUUACCGGCUUCCAGAGGUCAUCCAGAAAUGCAAUGCCCGGUGGACCACUGAAGAGCAGCUCCUCGCUGUCCAAGCCAUCAGGAAAUAUGGGCGAGAUUUCCAGGCAAUCUCAGAUGUGAUUGGGAACAAGUCAGUGGUACAGGUGAAAAACUUUUUUGUAAAUUAUCGACGCCGCUUCAACAUAGACGAGGUUUUACAAGAAUGGGAGGCAGAACAUGGUAAAGAAGAGACCAAUGGGCCCAGUCACCAGAAACCUGUCAAGUCCCCUGACAGCGCUGGCAAGGUGCCGGAGGAGGAGGAGGAGGCUGCUUCCGUCCUGGAUGUAAGAUACGCCUCUGCCUCGUGAGCGCGUGGGGAGCUCUGAACACUUGGUAUGGACUCCACGAUGUUAUCCAGGAUAUCAGGUAUUACAAGACAUCACCUAGCCGUCUGCAUCACAUCUCUGUGGACAAGCAGCUAUUACCAAAAAAGGCAUACACCUCCAGUCCUGCGCUACAUCUGCCUUAAGUCCUUGCUCGUUCCCCCAUGUUGGCGCCACUUCUCAGAGAGCUCUGUAUCGUCUCACUCUGCCUACUGCUGGGGAGCCCACCCGCGCGCACGCCCCCAGCGCCGGGCCAGCGCCCAGCCGCAGCCCUCGAGCGGCCGCAGCACAGGUAGUCAGGAAGGCCCGGCCCUGUCCCUGCAUGGCCUGCAGUUUCUACUUUGUGCAUAUUGCGAUUCUCAGAGUAACCAGCCUUGCCGGCCUUCUAGAACAUUUCUCCUUCUUUACUGGGGCAGCCACCUAAGUAGUAUCAUGCUUCCUUAGAAAUCAUUCGUUUAUUGGCAGACUCCUCAUGACCCUUAUUCUACCAGCCAUCUUGAUGCAGCUCACAGUCCCCCCCAUGUAGAAUUAGGGCUUAGAAACUGGGUGGCCCCUUCCCCUGUCUUCUAACUCUGUCCCCUUUCUCCCUUCUCAAGUGGUAAACGCUCAUUCUCAGCAACUGUCCUUGGACACUGUAGUUUAACAGGAAUGCGGACCUCGGCGCUUACUGCCAUCAGCCUUCAGCAUUGCGAUUCCAGGGUGGGUGCACCCCAUCUUUUCCUGACCCCCCGAGCCACCAUUGCCACCCCCACCCCAGGAGAUUCGGUCCUUAUCACUGUACCUGGUGCUUGUCCAUUGGGAAUUGGUGCCUUCUUCUCUUGGCAACCAUGUUAUCCAUCCUUUUCUGUUCAAGUGUCUUACUUAAUGUGUAUUGCUUGCCAAAGACGACGUUGCUGAGACAGCUGUGGGGAGAGCUGGAGGCCCCGCGGCGGCGGCUCUCAAACGUCAGGCUGGUGCGGGAUAUUAGAACAGCUGGAGAUGGUUUUUUACAAGAGACACACCAUUGGUUGCCACCGUCUUGGUGUGGCUGCGGGUGUCCUCUGUGUCAUUGGUGUUCAGUGUGGUCCCACAAAUGUCAUAGCCUCUCUUCUCAGCAGAGUUCAGGACAGAGAGGCAUCAGUACUGGUCCGCUGAGACCAGGACAAAAAGAAUCCUUCUGCAGUGCUCCAGAAUGCAUUUAGAAAGGACGCGCGAGGAACAGCUGAGUUCCUCGUGGAAUUUGAACGCCUGCCUAGGGGCUGGAGAGGUGUCGGCCAGUGGGGGGGAGCCUUCUUGUUGCAUCAUUUAAGUCAUUUUUUUCUGCUUUGAAUACCAAAAAGGAAACAAAAAUAGAUGCUUUAAUGCAUAAACAAUUUUUAAGAAUUUAAAUAUGCAAUCGAGAUGGAUGUGUUUUGAGUCUCAAGCACCUUGCUCUUUUGUUUUCCUUCGGUCCACUGAUUUUUUUCCUUUAGGAAGAGGUUCAGUAGAGGUGUAGGCUUGGGGGGCUCGGCCGUCCUUCCGAGGCGUGUGGAGGAAGCUCUGGGGAGGGGGCGCAGCAGGGCCUUCCGGUCCUGGUGCUUGUCGUGCGCUUUUGCCCGGAGCCCUUGUGAAGAUGGGCACCAGGGCUUGGCUGCUGCUCCCACCUGACCGUGGGUAGCAGAGCCACACCAGGCCCAGCCGAGUUUUCCUUGUGGUAUCACCAGCCUGCUGUGGAGCUGUAGGGUGGUGGGAAAGGCGGGUGGGAGGGGCCCCUGCCCCAGCCUCCGCUCUCCUUGCUUUCCUGAGUGCUCACCCGCUAGCAGGUGUGGCCAGCACUUAGGCAGCGGCUUUCUCCCUCCGCCCGUGGUUCUGUUUCUCUUCUCCAUGCCCACGCUGUUCUCUUAAAAUGCAAUCCUUCCUCGUGGCAAUACCUAGAAGGAACGCUAACCCUCAGGAGGUGUGGCAGGCAGAGCAGCAGUGCUGGACACUGUCCCCCUGGGUGGUUCCUGCCAUGAAAUGGCCUCUGGCCCUGAAAGCCACGUGCUGGUGAGCUUGUGAUCAUGGUAGCCCACCCAAGGGAGAGCGGCACGGAUUCUCAUUGGACAGGGGGAAGUGUGGUCUUCGCCUAGCUGCUUUUGCCGUGGUCUCAUGUAUACAGUAGCACUGUGCUUUAAACUCUUCAUUGCAUUGUCUUCCUGGUGAGACAGUGCAAGAAACCACUUCGCUCUCAGAGCUGGGUGGUCUGGUCUUACCUACGUGAAGACGCUAACAUAUCAAGGAUUAGGUGCGUGGGCAGGGUGCGUUUGGACGUGAUAACUGCUCCAGAUAGAACGUCACUCAAGCUUUGUGUUCUUAAAAUGAUCAAUGUGAAUGUCAUAAUUAUAUAUAUUUUUUUG
Perognathus longimembris pacificus (Pacific pocket mouse) is the source of this 4040-nucleotide messenger RNA. It is a transcript of the gene Rcor1, whose product is annotated as REST corepressor 1. Gene Ontology annotation, cellular component: transcription regulator complex; histone deacetylase complex. Lineage: Eukaryota; Metazoa; Chordata; Mammalia; Rodentia; Heteromyidae. Gene Ontology annotation, molecular function: transcription corepressor activity. Gene Ontology annotation, biological process: regulation of transcription by RNA polymerase II; negative regulation of DNA-templated transcription. The transcript has 12 exons. Bases 235 to 1671 code for a protein of 478 amino acids. The record is from RefSeq and is a predicted model, not a curated record.